This is a messenger RNA of Desarmillaria tabescens, 1689 nucleotides long. RefSeq lists its product as uncharacterized. The coding region runs from base 314 to 1441 and encodes 375 amino acids. Lineage: Eukaryota; Fungi; Basidiomycota; Agaricomycetes; Agaricales; Physalacriaceae. The record is from RefSeq and is a predicted model, not a curated record. The transcript has 2 exons.
CGUCAUGACGACUCCGUGGAGAACUUUCUGAGUGGAGUAUACCAAGUACAUAGCACUCUGCCUGGUCCCUUGAUAGGGACCGUUUGCCAGUACGGCGACUACUAUUACUACUACUUCCGCCUCGAAAUGUAGGAGCGACUUCCCAAGAGGUAUCGACCUUGUAUCUGUUGUUGUUCUUCUAUUGCCAUGACGCUACAACCCGCUGGCCCUGUGUUCUACAAAUACGGUAUAAAACACGACUCUGGUGCGAGGUAACUGUCUUGACCAAGUCGGCAUUGACGGCCUUCUACUUCAUCAUUGACAACAAGCUCUCAUGCGCCAAUCUGAAUCCACGGAAUCAUCUCGGCACUCCCCUCACACAUCCAGCCACUGCCAGUUCACUCGUGCUCUGCCUGACCCUGUUAUCGUUGACAGAGGAUCUGUGAUAGCAGUCUGUAUAUGCUCUCUUUCCGUCUGCCUCGUGUCAGUACUGCUAUUCUGUUUGCUAAAGCCUAUCAGCGACAUAAUAUCUGGCACUGGCAAUGGCAUUGGAGCAGCGUUUUCGACAACGGGUGCUGGAGUCGCAUUCCUUGUUAACACUACUUUGGGCGGCCUCAGUUCGUUAGGAAAGGCGCAUUCGGCAGAUGGUCCUGGUUCCUUGCAGUGCCACCGCCUUGGGAUUUGUUCUCCGGCACCAUUCCCUAAUGAACAAUCCGAGAACAUGGUCCACCACCCGCUCACCAUGACUGCACUUAUUGAAACGGAGACACAGGACGUUUUCACAAUGAAAUUGCACAUCGCUAACGUUUCCAAUGGUGUCGUCUUCGAGGUUCUCAAGGUAGAAAUGGAACUCUUCGAUGCACUCUUUAUUGAGGCUGGCUUUGAUCAACGUCUUCCACCAGCACUUCGGUCAAAGAUUGCAAGUGAAUUCCAGCAAGCGAAAAAUGAGGCCGUCAUGUUUCGCUCGAAGUUAUAUGCCGUGAAUGACGCGGGGUGGGACACCUUGAUGACUUAUAAAGACCAGCUAGAGACUCUCGACCCUCUCCUGUAUGGGCUCUGGCGUCGGCCUUCCUCAACGUCAUUUGAACAACUGCAAGAGCGGCUAGAACAGUUUCGUGAUGUUAUCGAUGAAAAGAUCGAGGUGUUGAAGCAGGAAGUUGAUGCGUCUAAGCUCCUGGCUGAGUCGAUGAACGGUGGCUUGGAUGAGCUCAAGAGCUUCACACUCGAAGCUUCACGGCUGCUUCCUGAUGAACAAACUCGCUUGGAGUACUGUGCUGAAACACUUGGUUUCUCUCAGAAGCUCCAGUACAGCAUGGCUCGACUUAAAUCCUUCAGUCAUUUCAUUGAUCAAACGGUGAAGCCCCUCAUUGGUUUGCGGGAUCUUGUUGAAAAGAUGGAUCGCCAUUCGGAUAGGUUCAAGGUACAUUCUGAGUCAUUGCAUUUGACUAUCAUCCUCACAUAAUUUCUAGCAAAGUUUUCGGAGCAGUAUUCACGGGAUAGUUGGCGCCGGGUAUAGUCAUGAUGAUCUAGAAGCCCUUUUGAAGAAACUUCGGGAUCGCUGGAGAGUGCUAGCCGGAGAAUCUGAUUAGAUUAUCGAACGUAGCCGCAUAAACCUUGAUUUCAAUGCACUGAUUCUUUGAACUCAUCUUCUCCUCGUCCUUGCCCCAAUAUAACAAAACCGUAGGACGUCCACGUUCGCAUCGGAAUCAC